UCUCUAAACAAAACAAUUUGUGAAAAUUUCAAAGAGAUUUCUCAUCACAAUUACUGGGGAAAAAAAAGAUAAUAUUUAAUCUAAACAAAAGAAGAAGAGAACCUGAUGGGGUUCAAAAAAUGCUUCUUCUUGUUUCUCUUCUUCCUUCUCGUUGGCUUGGCUUCCCCUUCCCCAUUCUACAUCAAAAAUGACGUGCUUGAGGCUCGUGUGCAAACGGGGCGUGCCCUUCUUCAGCAACAAGGAAAUUGUCCUGUUGAUUUUGAGAAGGAGAACUACACCAUUGUAACAAGCCAAUGCAAAGGACCUCACUACAAUGAAACUCUAUGUUGCAAUGCAUUCAAGCAAUUAGCCUGCAACCAUAUGGAUGAAAUAAAUGAUGUGCAAAAUGGUUGUGCAACAAUUAUGUUUAAUUACAUUAAUCUAUAUGGGAAAUAUCCACCUGGUCUUUUUGCCAAUAUGUGUAAGGAAGACAAAAAAGGCUUAAAUUGUGAUAAUAUCACUCCUCCUGAAGGAAAUAAACCUGAGGAACAAAAGAGCAAUUCUGCAAAAGGCAGUAAAUCCUCUAUGGUACUAGUGCUAAUUGCUACCAUUCUAAUCAUACUGUUUAACAUUUGAAGGAACUUUUAUUUUUAUUGCUCUAAGUAAUUCUUUCAUAUACUUCAGUAUAUACUAUGCUGUUGAGAUGUAUAUUCAAUCCCUAUAAUUGGGAUCUGUAAUUCUUCAUUCACAUUCUGUGGAGUUUUAAUAUUUCCUUCUAUAUAUUGCUCAAUGGUGAAUUCUACAUA
Nicotiana tabacum (common tobacco) is the source of this 785-nucleotide messenger RNA. RefSeq names its product GPI-anchored protein LLG1-like. The record is from RefSeq and is a predicted model, not a curated record. NCBI's taxonomy places the organism in Eukaryota, Viridiplantae, Streptophyta, Magnoliopsida, Solanales, Solanaceae.